Messenger RNA from Hypoxylon trugodes, 2054 nucleotides. RefSeq lists its product as uncharacterized. Lineage: Eukaryota; Fungi; Ascomycota; Sordariomycetes; Xylariales; Hypoxylaceae. Bases 207 to 1712 code for a protein of 501 amino acids. The transcript is spliced from 3 exons. The record is from RefSeq and is a predicted model, not a curated record.
GAUGUCCUUCUAAUAACAGGAGUCUCACACUUCUGAGGAGGUGGCUUAUUGCAAGUAGCAUUUCUGGGGUUACACAACGUCUAUGUCGGUCGCAAUAUGUAAGGUCUUUGGCUAGGCAGACUCGCCCGCUCCCUUAGUUGUUCCCAUCCCCAUGCGCAAUUAUACCUUAGGCACCUGUUCUACCCAUAGCAUAUAUUUAUCCUCAGAUGGCAUCACGUACCUCUUCGCCGAAUAUGAUCCCUCAAUCGUGGCUUGCAGGCACGUUGAAAGAUGACGGCCAAUCCACAGCCGAGGCCUCGAAGAGAUGUCCAACGUGUGGGAGAGCGGGAUCAUCUUGCUUCAUGAUCAAAAUUCUAAGAAUCGAUAUGUCGAUCGAUACCCCUCGUAAUGACCAAUUGCCUACUGAAUCGAUAAUAUUUCCGGAACGCUGGCGACCGGAAGACCUUAUCAUCGCACACCUCGGAUCCGAAACCCAAGAAAACCUCAUCUCGAGGCAAUGGCUAGAGAACAAUAUCCCACAACAACUUCAGAUCCUCUUCGGUGAUGGAAGAAACAUGCAGUUACUCUGGAAGUUCCCACGGGGAAGAUACGAAUUCCAGACAGCUCAUCGAGUCGUAGACAUCAAAGACGGGCAUGGUAUAACAUUCAACCGAAAAAUACCUACGUCAGCUUCGAAUGACGUGUUCUUUGAAGAAGAACUAGCCCAAUACCCGCGACGCCGAAUAACGGGGAAGAUGGCUAUGAUGGAGGUGAAAGAGCGGGUCUCACGAGUUCUACAGAAAUUCUUACAUCUACGUCGGGCCAUGGAGGGAUCAGCCGGAAAGGUGAAGGCAGAUUCGAUCCGUCUUGGGGGGGUUUUACGCCGAGACAACAGCGAGGACCAUAGUCAAUCGGCAAUACCCAGCAUGCGCAAGGAGAUCGAUAGUCAACUAGAGGGCAAUUCCUCAGCAUCAUCGGAAGGAAAUUUAACAGCAGAAAGAGGAUUUUCGGUUUCUAGUAUAGCGUCUAAAUCGUCAGUCCCCGCGACCGAUUUAACAUCACAAUUAUAUUCAGACCCCGAUUCAUUUCAUCAGCCGCUCUCAAGAGCGAACAAUGAUGAAGCCAGAGGUCUGAAUACAAUCUGCUGCCAGAAUAUAUUGCACAGUCCAUCCAUUUCCCCCGCAGACCCCGAGACCUUUUUAACGAAGGAUGGGAAUAGACCAGGUCCUGACGUAUGUGAAUUGGUACAUCGUGCGUGGGCCACACAGCAAGAUCCACAAGCGAAUUGUCUAUCUCGAAAUGCGUCGACGAGUGAGGCCCGGUUGACCUCAUACGCUGAAUAUGAUACCCUGGACUCCAUGUGCAGCGAAAACAAUGGCGCUGCCCCCCGACUUCAAUACAGUUGUGAUGGGGAUGGGACACAAGCCACUACAUGUCUGACUUCACAUGAUGGCCAAGCGAAUACCUACUGCAAUCCGAUUAUUCCGCCGGUUUCUCUUUCCGACCAAGGCGACUGUGGUUCUGUGUGUUUAAGAUCACCGGAAAUCCCACCUGAUGGUCAAGAUGAACAGGACUCCUCGUCUAUGCUUUCAACUAUAUCCUCUCUUGGAAGCGACAUUCCAUACCCUGACAACUAUUGGACUUGGAGCACAGAGCAAAACAAUUAUUUCCAUACUGAGACGGGAUCUGACGGCACAGAAGUAACAAUAUGGUAUCCAAGGAAAUUUUCCUAAUCAUAACAUCUAGAUAACUUGCGAUGUUGUGGAGCGAUGAGAGUAAUUCUCAUCCAUGGGGUUUCUUUGACUCCUCUUUGAAGUAGGUUAUGGUCUAGCUUUUUUCGAUUCAUUCAGUGAUGGUGAUUACAACGCAGAACAAUAUUGCUGAAAAUAUUAUACGUAUGAAAUAUACCGUACUAUUAGAAAAAUGAAAUGUGUACAACAUCUAUAUGCUUUGAAAGGCGACGUUAUUUUGCUAGGCCAUAGCCUCAAAUGGUUCUUGUAGAUUUCGAGGCCAUGAUUUAGGCCACUUACCUGCAGGCAAUCGGUCAUUUUAGCCAAUACACAUGAUGUAGCAAG